Oryza sativa Japonica Group (Japanese rice) is the source of this 1263-nucleotide messenger RNA. The record is from RefSeq and is a predicted model, not a curated record. NCBI's taxonomy places the organism in Eukaryota, Viridiplantae, Streptophyta, Magnoliopsida, Poales, Poaceae.
UCCUCCACUCCGCUUCACCCCCAAAUCAAAUCCCCUUCUCCCAUUUUUCCUCUCCUCGCUUCUCGCCGCAGCCGCCGCCGCCUCCUCCUCCUCUCGCCAUGGCCGCCGCUGCUCCCCCCGCGGGCCCCGGGCUCUACUCCGACAUCGGCAAGAAGGCUAGAGAUCUCCUGUAUAGGGAUUACCACACGGACCAGAAGUUCACGCUCACCACCUACGCCGCGAACGGAGCUGCAAUCACUGUUGCUGGCACGAAGAAAAAUGAGUCCAUCUUCUCUGAAAUCCAGAGCCAGGUGAAGAACAACAAUGUGUCCGUGGAUGUGAAAGCAACUUCAGACUCAAAAUUGAUAACUACAUUCACAGUUCAUGAUCUGGGCACUCCAGGCCUGAAGGGAAUUCUAUCCAUUCCUUUUCCCUACCAGAAGUCUGCAAAGGCUGAAGUCCAGUACUUGCAUCCACAUGCUGGCCUGAAUGCUAUUGUUGGCCUGAAUGCAAAUCCUCUUGUUAGCUUUUCUGGUGUGUUUGGAACUGGGGCUUUUGCUGUUGGUACUGAUGUUGCAUUUGAUACUGCAACUGGGGACUUCACCAAGUACAAUGCGGGACUGAGCCACACUACUCCAGAUCUCACUGCAGCACUGCUUCUGAACAACAAGGGAGACAGCCUUGCUGCUUCCUACUACCACAAGGUGAGCAAAACAAGUGCUGUUGGAGCAGAGCUGGCUCACAGCUUCUCGAGCAACGAGAACACUCUCACCUUCGGGACACAGCAUGCCCUGGAUGAACUCACUACUGUGAAGGCGCGCUUCAACAACUUUGGCAUGGCCAGUGCGCUCAUCCAGCACGAGUUCAGGCCCAAGUCGCUCGUCACCAUCUCCACUGAGGUUGAUACCAAGGCCAUCGACAAGAGCUCCAAGGUUGGGCUGUCCCUGGUCCUCAAGCCUUGAAGGUCGCCUGCUUUUUCUGGUUUGGUUUAGGAUGCUAGCUUUUGAUAUCAGCAGCUCAUUGAACAAAACUUGUAAUCGGCUUAACUUUGGUUGCCUCUAGCCUGUUCUAGACUACAUGAGGGUUUCUGUUACCAGUCAAUCUGUCUCGGUUUCUUUUUGGUCAUUUGCGGGCAUAUUGAUGGGAAAACAUGUCCCGGAAUCUGAGUGUCAAAACUCUUGGGUGAAAUUGGUCACGUACUUCAAAGUUCACCCUCUGAAUCCAGCUGCAGAUACUUCUGUUUGAUUCAAAACCAUAUUUCUUCUCUAACUAGGCUACUUUGAA